AUGGAGAAGGAGCACAUUAAUGGCGAUCUGUCAAGUCUAAGUCAGUUACCCAAAGAGCCCCAACAUCUGCGGAAGCUCUUCACUGGAGGUUUGAGCUUUGAAGCAACCAAUGAGAGUCUGAGGAGCCAUUUUGAGCAGUGGGGAACGCUCAGAGAUUGUGUGGUAAUGAGGGAUCCAAACACCAAGCGCUCCAGAGGCUUCAGGUUUGUCACAUAUGCCACUGUGGAGGAGGUGGAUGCAGCCAUGAAUGCAAGGCCACACAAGGUGGAUGGAAGAGUUGGGGAACCAAAGAGGGCCGUCUCAAGAGAAGAUUCUCAAAGACCUGGUGCCCACUUAACUGUGAAAAAGAUUUUUGUUGCUGGCAUUAAAGAAGACACUGAAGAACAUCACCUAAGAGAUUAUUUUGAACAGUAUGGGAAAAUUGAAGUGACUGAAAUCAUGACUGACCGAGGCAGUGGCAAAAAGAGAGGCUUUGCUUUUGUAACCUUUGAUGACCAUGACUCCGUAGACAAGACUGUCAUUCAGAAAUACCAUACUGUGAAUGGCCACAACCGUGAAGUAAGAAAAGCCCCAUCUAAGCAAGAGAUGGCUGAAACUUUGCUGGUGGUCGUGGAGGUGGUUUUGGUGGGAAUGACAACUUUGGUCAUGGAGGAAACUUCAGUGGUCGAGGUGGCUUUGGUGGCAGCCAUGGUAGUAGUGGAUAUGGUGGCAGUGGGGAUGGCUGCAAUGGAUUUGGUGGAAUCCAAAUUGGUGGAAGCAAUUUUGGAGGUGGUGGAAGCUACAAUGAUUUUGGAAAUUACAACAAUCAAUCUUCAGCUUUUGGGCCCAUGAAAGGAGGAAACUUUGGAGGCAGAAGUUCUGGCCCCUAUGGUGGUGGAGGCUAAUACUUUGCCAAACCACGAAAGCAAGGUGGCUAUGGUGGUUCCAGCAGCAGCAGUAACUAUGGCAGUGGCAGAAGGUUUUAAUUACUGCCAGGAAACAAAGCUUAGCAGGAGAGGAGAGCCAGAGAAGUGACAGGGAAGCUACAGGUUACAACAGAUUUGUGAACUCAGCCAAGCACAGUGGUGGCAGGGCCUAGCUGCUACAAA
Messenger RNA from Orcinus orca (killer whale), 1088 nucleotides. RefSeq names its product heterogeneous nuclear ribonucleoprotein A1-like. Gene Ontology annotation, molecular function: RNA binding. NCBI's taxonomy places the organism in Eukaryota, Metazoa, Chordata, Mammalia, Artiodactyla, Delphinidae. The record is from RefSeq and is a predicted model, not a curated record. Bases 1 to 831 code for a protein of 276 amino acids. The transcript has 3 exons.